Emericellopsis cladophorae is the source of this 390-nucleotide messenger RNA. RefSeq lists its product as uncharacterized. The record is from RefSeq and is a predicted model, not a curated record. Bases 1 to 390 code for a protein of 129 amino acids. The transcript has 2 exons. NCBI's taxonomy places the organism in Eukaryota, Fungi, Ascomycota, Sordariomycetes, Hypocreales, Bionectriaceae.
AUGGAGAAGAAUUGUCUCGUCACGGUCGGCGCCACCGUGGGCUUCCCCGAUCUGACUCGUGCGGCUCUCGAGCCUGCAUUCUGGGGUCAUCUCGCCUCGCGUGGCUUCACGUCUUUGAGGAUACAAUGUGGUCCAGAUAUUGACUGGGCAACAUCUGAUUUGGCCUCAAAAAGACAUCUCUCGAAGGAAGGCUACGCCAUUCACAGCUCCACGAAGCUCGAUCAUCUCAAAGAAGCAGUCGAUAAGAUUGACUUGCUGCGGGAGGAGAACCAAACUCGAUGGCCACCACACUCGCCCGAGCGCGGAGCUACUGAGCAACCAGUCAGCAUAUGGAACAUCGAGGUCGUGGAGGCGCACAAGGAAGAGGCUUCACAGUUGGCUCAAGGCUAG